GAAGCAAACAGGCUUGAUUAAUUUCCUAAGAGGAGGAGGAGGAGGAGGAAGGCUGGAUCGUGGCCAAUCGCAAGAGAAAGGAAGACGUGCAGCAGUGGGGGGUCUGGUGACCUUUGAGGAAGAGGAGGAGGAGGCAGCAGCUGUGCAUUUCACGGAGGAGGAGUGGAUCUCCUGGAUCUGGGCCAAAGCGCUCCGCACAGGGAAGCCAUGGAGGAGAAUUAUGAAAUUGGAGCCUCUUUCAGUGAGGCAGUCAACGUGCUGAACCGUUGCCUGGCUGCGACAAUGGACUGGAUGAGAACUAACAAACUGAGACUCAAUCCUGACAAGACUGAGAUGCUGUUGGUGGAUGGUUUCUCUGAUCGGAUGGUGGAUAUAUACCCUGUCCUGGAUGGGGUUACACUCCCCCUAAAGGAACAGGUGCGUAGUCUGGGAGUCAUCUUAGACUCUUGCCUCACACUUGAGGCUCAUGUAGCCUCGGUGGCCCGGAAUGCGUUCUACCAACUUCGGUUGGUAGCCCAGCUACGUCCCUAUCUGAGUAAGGAGGACCUCUCAUCAGUGGUACAUGCUAUGGUAACCUCGCGUCUGGACUACUACAAUGCGCUUUACGUAGGGCUACCUUUGAAGACGAUUCGGAAGCUACAGCUAGUGCAAAAUGCGGCAGCCAGACUGCUAACAAGAACUAAGCGGUCUGACCAUAUAACACCUGUUCUGGCUCGCCUGCACUGGCUUCCAAUAUGCUUCCGGGCCAGAUUCAAAGUGUUGGUACUUACCUAUAAAGCCUUAUACGGCGCGGGACCACGAUAUCUGUCGGAACGCCUCUCCCGAUAUGAACCGGCCCGUACACUACGGUCUACUACGAAGGCCCUCCUCCGGGUUCCGACCCAUAGGGAAGCCCGGAGAGUGGUGACAAGAUCUAGGGCCUUCUCAGUGGUGGCCCCCAGACUAUGGAAUGGUCUCCCCGAGGAGGUGCGCCUGGCACCGACACUAUCAUCUUUUCGGCGCCAGGUUAAAACCUUUCUCUUCUCUGAGGCAUUUUAAUUCCUGUUAAUUGUAAAUU
Messenger RNA from Rhineura floridana, 1057 nucleotides. RefSeq lists its product as uncharacterized. NCBI's taxonomy places the organism in Eukaryota, Metazoa, Chordata, Lepidosauria, Squamata, Rhineuridae. The transcript is spliced from 3 exons. The record is from RefSeq and is a predicted model, not a curated record. Bases 208 to 1038 code for a protein of 276 amino acids.